GUGUUCACAAACAACACCUCUCUCUCUCUCUCUCUCUCUCUCUCUCUCUCUCUCUACAAUUGAGUGUUUCAAACCCUAGAAAAAGAAAGAGAAAAUAUUAGGGCAUAAGCCUCAGCUAGCUUUCUUAUCUUGUUGAUGUUUGUUCCAGCAUAUACACAAACUAUUCAAUCCAUCUCUUUAACUAGGGUUUUCUGAUGCUACUACUGUUCUUCAUCCACACUUAAAGAUUCUGGUUCUAUAUACAAACAUGUUGACAUCAGCUUCGGAACUCAGUCUUGAAUGCAAACCACACAGCUACUCCAAUAUCCUCUUGAAAACAAUGGGUGAUCAACAAGUUAGUACCAACGGAAAUGAUCAAACCGAAAAGCUCGAAGAGUUCCUAUCUCGUCUUGAAGAAGAAAGACUCAAGAUUGAUGCUUUCAAACGUGAACUUCCACUUUGCAUGCAACUCCUCACCAAUGCCAUGGAGUCAUCAAGGCAACAAUUACAAACUUACCGGGCGAACCAAAGUUCGCCCGUACUUGAAGAAUUCAUACCUAUGAAGAAUUCUAACGGUUCGGGGCCUGAAAAGGCCUCGAAUUCUAGCAUUGACAACAAGGCAAAUUGGAUGACAUCCGCGCAGUUGUGGAGCCAAGCGGGCAAUACCGUCGGCACCACUAUCACCACCAACACAGCCACGAAUGAUCAUUUGAAAACCACACAAAAUAAUGCAACAUUUACAACACCAAAUGAAACCGAUAUUAACUUCAACACUAAACAAAGAAAUGGUGGAGCUUUUCUCCCAUUUUCUAAGGAGAGAAACUCAUCGUGCUCGACUCCGACAGUAGUGUUGCCGGAAUUAGCUCUUUCCUCUGGUGAAAAAGAUGUUGAUCAUGAAGAAAACAAGAGUUGUGUGAGGGAGAAUAGUUCAAUUAAAGGUGGUAGUGGUGAAGUUAAUGAUCAAACCACCAUGAACACCACCACAACCGCCUCCGGAACCGCCACGAGCUCUCAGACACAUCGGAAAACACGACGGUGCUGGUCGCCGGAUCUCCACCGGAGAUUUGUCAAUGCUCUUCAGAUGUUAGGUGGUUCUCAAGUUGCAACUCCUAAACAAAUCAGAGAGCUCAUGAAAGUUGACGGUUUGACCAAUGAUGAAGUCAAAAGCCAUUUACAGAAAUAUAGACUUCAUACAAGAAGACCAAGUCCAACCCCACAAGCCGCCGGCACCGCCACACCGCAGCUGGUGGUUCUCGGCGGCAUAUGGGUCCCACCCGAAUACGCCGCCACCGCCGCCGGAGCACAAACCCUUUACACCACCCACACCAACCCACAUUAUGCCACUCAUCAAGAAUUCUACUCUAGCUCCGUCAUGCCACCGCCGCACCACCACCACCCCACCGCUGACGGCAACCACCACCAUAAUAUUCACAUGUACAAACCCUCCUCCCAAACCACACAAAGCUUGCAAGAGUCCGGAAGCAGAGGCGGCGGCACCGCCACUGUUGGUGGCAACCGGUCGGAGAGCAUCGAAGACGGGAAGUCGGAGAGUGGAGGCAGCUGGAAGGCGGAGAGUGGUGGCGACACAAAGGCAUUGAUGUUAAGGGAAGAAUGUGAAGAAAGUAAUGGAAGUGAAAUAACCCUAAAGUUCUAGAGUUUAUGUAAUAAGUUAAGUAUUCAUUAGGUAAUUUAUUAUUAUUUAGUAUGAUGAUAUGAUUAGUUUAUUAAUUAAAAUUUAUUAAUAUAUAGGGUAAUUAAAGUGGAUGUUGCUAUGAAAUUAGUUAUUGAGAUUUUACAUAUAGAUUGAGGGGUAAAAAGGGUAUAAUGAGAAGUGGCAGUUUGUUUGGUUUGGUUGGUUUUCUUUUCAUCAACAUUUGUAUCUUUUUUUAGAUUUUUUCUAAUGAUUAAAGUAUAAAUAUUGGACUCUA
Messenger RNA from Helianthus annuus (common sunflower), 1907 nucleotides. RefSeq names its product myb family transcription factor EFM. The record is from RefSeq and is a predicted model, not a curated record. Gene Ontology annotation, molecular function: DNA-binding transcription factor activity; DNA binding. Gene Ontology annotation, biological process: regulation of DNA-templated transcription. The transcript is spliced from 4 exons. NCBI's taxonomy places the organism in Eukaryota, Viridiplantae, Streptophyta, Magnoliopsida, Asterales, Asteraceae. Bases 248 to 1633 code for a protein of 461 amino acids.